AUGGGAAAGAAAGAUCCCGAGGCUGAGGCUAUGGCCAACCACAUCUCUGGACAGUCUAAUAAGCCCAUGUCCAGGCCGGCACAUGCUUUGGCUACCGAGCAAGUUGUCCAGGAGCUGAGAGCCAACCCAGACGACGGCUUGACACCCGAGGACGCCAAGACUCGUCUCGAAGAAUAUGGCCGCAACGAAUUUGGCGCCGAUAAGGGCGUUCAACCCGUCAAGAUCUUCAUUGGACAGAUUGCCAAUGCAAUGACCUUGGUUCUGAUCCUGGCCAUGGGUGCUUCUUUUGGUAUCAAGUCUUGGAUCGAGGGAGGUGUCGUCGCUGGUGUUAUCUUUCUUAACAUUACUGUCGGCUUCCAUCAAGAGUUCAAGGCCGCAAAGACGAUGGAUUCCCUUCGAUCACUUAGCUCGCCUACUGCUCAGGCCGUACGAGAGGGCCGUAACAUCACCGUUCCCACCGUUGAGAUUGUGCCUGGCGACAUGGUCGAGCUCAAGACUGGUGACACCAUCCCCGCCGAUGUUCGCAUAAUCGAAGCUGUCAACUUUGAAACAAACGAAGCCUUGCUCACGGGAGAGUCUCUCCCCAUCCGCAAGGAGGCUGCUCAGACUUUUGAUGAUGAGACUGGACCUGGUGACCGCCUCAACGUCGCAUACAGCUCCUCAACCGUUACCAAGGGGCGUGCCCGUGGUAUCGUCUUCGCUACUGGCAUGUAUACCGAAAUUGGUCAGAUUGCUGCCGCCCUUCGGGGCAAGAACUCACGCCGCCGAGAGGUCAAGCGUAAGGAGGACGGCUCCGCCACCUUUGGGCGCUACCUUCAAGCAUGGACUCUGACCCUUUCCGAUGCUGUCGGACGCUUUUUGGGCGUCAAUGUUGGAACACCUCUGCAGAGGAAGCUGUCUAAGUUGGCAAUUCUUCUCUUUGGUACCGCUGUCGUGUGCGCCCUGAUCGUACUGGGAGCAAACAAUUUCAACACAACGCAGGAGGUUGUGAUUUACGCCGUUGCUACUGGUCUUGCGAUGAUUCCUGCCUCGUUGGUUGUGGUCUUGACGAUUACCAUGGCUGCUGGCACGAAACGAAUGGUCCAGCGUCACGUUAUUGUUCGCCAGUUGAAGAGUUUGGAGGCCCUCGGUGGUGUUACGAACAUUUGCUCUGACAAGACCGGAACUCUUACUCAAGGGAAAAUGGUUGUCCGCAAGGCCUGGGUUCCUGGAAAGGGUACAUUCUCCGUUAGCAACACUAACGAGCCCUUCAAUCCUACAACGGGCGACCUCGGUCACAGUUCUGGCCAGCCCAAAGACAUCAACUUCGGUUCCAAGGAGGGUGAUGGCGAGCCAUUCUCCAAUGCCGAAGCUGAGGAUCGUGUGAAGGAGAGUACCGUUCUCACGGACUACUUCAACGUCGCAUCCCUCGCCAACUUGGCCAAUGUCCACAAGACCCCUGAGGGAGAGUGGCACGCCCGUGGUGAUCCUACCGAGAUUGCCAUUCAGGUUUUCGCAUCCCGUUUCAACUGGAACAGGCUGCGUCUCGCUGGCGAGUCCAACCGGUGGCAGCAGAUUGCCGAGUUCCCCUUCGACUCCGAUGUCAAGAAGAUGUCCGUCAUCUUCGAGGACACUCAGACAAAGGCAGCAUCGGGAAACAAGACCUGGCUCUUCACCAAGGGUGCCGUCGAGCGUGUCAUCUCUUCUUGCCCUACGAUUCAAAUGGGCGGUGAUGUCGUUGAGCUUACCAAGGACAUUGAGCAGGACAUUUUGGCCAAUAUGGAGGCUCUUGCCCGCCUUGGACUCCGUGUCCUGGCCUUUGCGAGCAAGUCUGACAUCGGUACCGUUGAUAACCAUGAUAACCUUGAUCGCGCCAACUUCGAAAAGGACCUCACUUUCCGUGGCCUCAUCGGUCUCUAUGACCCUCCCCGUCCCGAAUCCGGUCCUUCGGUCAAGAAAUUCCACGAGGCCGGCGUCAGCGUUCACAUGCUUACCGGCGACCAUCCCGAAACUGCUCGUGCCAUCGCCCUCGAGGUUGGUAUUCUGCCCACGCGCAUGAAUGAGAUUUCCGCGAGCGUGGCGAAAACGAUGGUCAUGGCUGCCCACGACUUCGACAAGCUCUCAGACGACGAGAUUGAUAAGCUGCCCAACCUCCCGCUGGUCGUCGCUCGCUGUGCCCCUCAGACUAAAGUUCGCAUGAUUGAGGCUCUUCACCGACGUGAGCGCUUUGUGGCCAUGACAGGCGACGGUGUGAACGAUUCUCCCAGUCUGAAGCGAGCUGACGUCGGUAUCGCUAUGGGUGAGAGCGGCUCUGAUGUUGCUAAGGAGGCGUCCGACAUUAUCCUCACUGACGACAAUUUCGCAUCGAUUCUCAAUGCCGUUGAAGAAGGUCGUCGCAUGUUUGAUAACAUCCAGAAAUUCGUCCUGCACGUGCUGGCCUGUAACGUCGCCCAGGCUCUGACUCUUCUUAUCGGCUUGGUCUUCAAGGAUGACAGCGGGCUUUCCGUGUUUCCCCUUGCGCCUGUCGAGGUCAUGUGGAUUAUCAUGAUUACCUCCGGUCUUCCUGAUAUGGCUCUCGGGUUCGAAGUCGCUGCCCCGGAUAUCAUGGACCGACCUCCGCAAGACAUGAAAAUCGGCGUCUUCACCUGGGAGCUGAUGCUCGAUAUGCUUGUCUAUGGUGUCUGGACUGCUACUCUCUGCCUUGCGUCUUUCGUGCUCGUCAUGUUUGGCUGGGGCAACGGCCAAUUCGGUAGCAACUGCAACAACACAUACUCGGAAGAGUGCGAUACUGUGUUCCGCGCCCGCGCAACCUGCUUCGCGAGUUUGACCUGGUUCGCCCUCUUCCUCGCCUGGGAGAUGGUCAACAUGCGCCGCUCUUUCUUCCGCAUGCAACCCAAGAGCACAAAGUACUUCACCCAGUGGUUCUGGGACACUUGGCGCAACAAGCUUCUCUUCUUCGCCAUCCUCAUCGGCUUCAUCACCAUCUUCCCCCUCACCUACAUUCCUGUGCUCAACACCAAGGUGUUCAAGCACGCACCUAUUACAUGGGAGUGGGGCAUCGUCUUCGUCGGCGCGGUGCUCUUCUUCAUGGGCGUAGAGUCGUGGAAGUGGGCGAAGCGCGUCUACUUCCGUCGCGUGGCGCACAAGGCUCACGGCGGCACCAAGGACCUUGAGAGCCGUGUGUUUGGCCACUACUAUACCAUUGGCGGUGUUGCGCUUGACUCGUCGCCUACCCUUGGUAGCCGGACGAUGACGAACGAGAAGGAAAUGCGGGAUAAGGGCUACGGGUACUCUAGCGGAGGCAGCAGGUGA
Messenger RNA from Colletotrichum abscissum, 3291 nucleotides. RefSeq names its product potassium/sodium efflux P-type ATPase. The transcript has 4 exons. The record is from RefSeq and is a predicted model, not a curated record. Gene Ontology annotation, biological process: monoatomic ion transmembrane transport; sodium ion transport; intracellular calcium ion homeostasis. NCBI's taxonomy places the organism in Eukaryota, Fungi, Ascomycota, Sordariomycetes, Glomerellales, Glomerellaceae. Gene Ontology annotation, molecular function: P-type sodium transporter activity; P-type potassium transmembrane transporter activity; ATP hydrolysis activity. Bases 1 to 3291 code for a protein of 1096 amino acids. Gene Ontology annotation, cellular component: plasma membrane.